AUGAACUCAUAAUUACAGUUAAACAAACCAUUCAAACCCAAAGGAGAUAUUGAGGAUGUUCAAAUCAGAGAUCUUUCAGUAUAGUUUAAAGCACAAAAUUAAGUCUGUAAAUUUAAAAGAACUUAAAGAGUCGACUUUAUAUCAACAUUUUACACUGGCAACGUACCUUCAUCAUCUAAAACACCUACCAAAGGAAUACUUAAAUAUUGA
Molecule: messenger RNA, 210 nt
Organism: Paramecium pentaurelia
Lineage: Eukaryota; Ciliophora; Oligohymenophorea; Peniculida; Parameciidae
Source: the annotation of a GenBank genome assembly